CGUUAAUUCAUGAUAACAGUUUGUUGAUGAGAAACUUACUAAGCGUUAUAGGCCAUCAUUAUGGCAUCAGUGGCUGGUUAGAUGGGAUCAUGUUUCCUAAAUUUCUGUUUCGGUUAAUGAAGUAUUAAUUAUCGCGUUUUGUCCGUGAAAGAUUAAUUUUCCACAAAUGAUAUCAAUCUCAGAGUGAAGGUUUCUCACUAAAGGUCAUUUUGUGUUGCAGAACCUGUGCAAGUUGCGUAUUCUUACUGUCUGUUUUGCUCCUAAUUUUGUCGGUGAAUUUUUAGCGUGAAUUACAGUUUCACAUUUAUCAGUAUGAAUGUGUCAGUUAUGAAGGUUACGUUGCAUCAAGUGAGUAACGAAGCAUGAGGAACCAGCCAUUCCGAGUCAUUUUAACGUUUUUCUUAUUUCAAAAUAUUAAGUUAUAUAGUUUUGUGCUACCGCCUUUAUUACUUAUCAAUCUUACAUUCAGCCUAAGAUCCAGGAUCUAAAAAUAAGAGUAAACUAAUGUCAUCUUCUGCAAUCUGCAUCUAAAAAGAAACCAUGGACACCACUUAAAAAUAUAACGACACUGCCUACAAGCUGGCAGAACUUGAAAAACAGACGCAUAUCUUGCGACAUGGUACAGGACAAAUUAUGUUUAAUGCAGAAAUAUGGAGCAGCUUAAGGCCUCUUUCUGCAAGGAUACUGGCCAAAGCGUAUCAGUGAAAUGUAUGUUACAACCACACGAAACUGAAUCCAGACUUGCAAUUCGGGACAAGAACAUACCAAUAUGUGCAAAACAGAGUUAUGCAUCAACGGCAUGUGGGAAGGAAAACCGGGCCACUGAACAUGUUUCACGCUACAAAGGAUCGUUAUUGAAGAAUUUAAAUGUAAAAAAUAAAGCAGGAAAUUUUAAAAAGAGUAAAGCAAGUAUAUCUGGCAUUGUUACAUCUAAAACAGAAACUGAGACAUUGCCUGAGGAGUUUCUAUAUGUUUCUGAAUACAGCAGUGACAUAAUUGAAUACCUGCAAAAAUUAGAAAAAGAAAAGCAUAUUCCUCAAAGUAUACGAAGUAAGUAUUCCGCAAAUCACGUUAUUGUAGUAAACUGGCUGACCCGUGUUCAGCACAGACUUGCUCUGCCGGGAUGGACGUUACACACUGCAGUGAAUUUAUUGGAUAGAGCCAUUUAUGUGAAGGACAUCCAGUCACAUGAACUGCAGCUGAUUGCUUGUACUGCAUUAUGGAUUGCAGCAAAGUGCAAUCAGAAAAAUAAGGUUCCAAGCGUUUCUAGUUUCUGCAGUCUUUCUGAAUUUAGUUUCUGUAAGUUUGAUAUGUAUGAUAUGGAGAUAACCUUGUUGAUUACUUCAGAUUUCAAUCUCCAUAUUGUCAAUCCGCUGACUUUUGUGUCAUAUUAUCUUAACAUACUGUCAGUUAAAAGUGAUAAGGUGUACUAUACAUGUAAUUACUUGCUUGAUAUUGUGUACGCGGAUAUUAAUUUUUCUACAAAAUGCCCCUCCUUGCUGGCUGCUGCUGCCGUUUAUGCUGCACUUCAUAUAUAUCAAAAACAAGAACUUUGGAAACAAAAGGAAAAUUUUAAAGGAUUUUAUACUUCAGACAAAAUUUGGAGUAUAUCUGACAUUAUGUUGACUAAACUGAAAAACAACAGCAGUGACACAGGCCCUUUCAAAAAAUAUAACAGCUCAAUAUAUAACAACUUGAGUACUGUUUUGUAUAACUGGGUGAAAUCAAGCUAAGGUUGAAUCUAAGGUCACACAUUGUAUGAUUGUAAUAGGAGAUUCCUCUUAUUAUAAUAUUCUAAGAAGCAGCUAAUAUGAUAGGUUUACAUAUAAAUUGGAGUUGGUACUUCAUAUAUAUAUAUAUACUCUGAUAUUUUGUGAAUGUUAGAAAUUUUUAAAGCUUGGAACUAUGGAAAAAGAAGGAAAAUAAUCAGGGAUUUUAUACAGAACAGGAAGUAUAUCUGACGUUCAUCAUUUUGGCUGAAUUGAUAAACAAUGAAGUGAUACAGGUCUUUAAAGAAAUAUAGUAGCUCAAGUUAUAAGAAUCGUAAUACUCUUUUUUUGCAUUUAGAUUAAGUCACACUGUCAGAUGUAAGGUCACAAAUUGUAUGGAUGUAAGAAGAGGUUUCUUUAUUAUAUAAUGUUCUUAAAAAUGGUUAAUAUGAUGUCUAUACAUAUAUAUUUUUAUGGAUAAAUUUAGAAUUUCUUAUUAAUUUUUUUCCUGUAUAUGUGUACUGAUAGUUUGUGAAAGUUUUUAAAGCUUGUGGUGGAGUCUUAUUGAUUUUGCACACUGUUAUAUGUCCCACUUUAUUAAAGAAUUCAUACAUAUUUUAAAAGGACAGUGUUUGUUACUAUUUUGUGGAUUAUAUUUUAAAGAAAUGGAAUUA
Molecule: messenger RNA, 2383 nt
Organism: Zootermopsis nevadensis
Lineage: Eukaryota; Metazoa; Arthropoda; Insecta; Blattodea; Termopsidae
Biological process (GO): mitotic cell cycle phase transition
Molecular function (GO): cyclin-dependent protein serine/threonine kinase regulator activity
Source: RefSeq, a predicted model, not a curated record